Molecule: messenger RNA, 1553 nt
Organism: Syzygium oleosum
Lineage: Eukaryota; Viridiplantae; Streptophyta; Magnoliopsida; Myrtales; Myrtaceae
Exons: 2
Coding region: 154-1224 (356 amino acids)
Molecular function (GO): protein binding
Source: RefSeq, a predicted model, not a curated record
CCUCCCUAUUUUCAGCAUUUUCUCCCGUAAACACUAAUUAACGUAAAAAGAAAACAAAAGAUUAGGAAGAACUAGGUCGAUGUGCAUCGCCUUGUUUUCUGUUCUUGCCCUGUGAAAUUGAACGAAACUUCCAUAUCAAGAACGUUGAAGGAUAUGGGAGAUGAAGGCAGUGAUGGCGGAGGCGGCAGCGAUGUGUCGUCGCCGAACAACAAGGUCAAGUUUCUGUGCAGCCACGGCGGGAAGAUUCUGCCGAGACCCGGCGAUGGACACCUCAAGUACGUGGGUGGCGAGACACGCGUUAUCUCCAUCUCUCGCGACGCCGCUUUCUCCGAUUUAAUGAAGAAACUGACUACCCAGAUCGGUGCGGACAUGGUCCUCAAGUAUCAGGUAGCACUGGAGGAUCUCGACGCGCUGGUGUCGGUGAGAUCGGACGAAGAUCUCAAGCACAUGCUCGAUGAGUACGACCGUCACGAGAGCAGCGGAAACCCGAGGCUCCGCGCCUUCCUGUUCCCCGCCAAUCCGACCGUGAUCGAGAACCAGAUGGCUUCCGUGGAGCCGCAAGCGAUGGAGCAGCGCUACAUCGACGCCAUCAACGGCAUCGUCCGGACCGUGCCUAAUGUGAAGAUCACCCCUCUUCGGGUGAACCAUACCGGGUUCAGCAUAUCCUCAGCCUGCUCAUCGCCGAAAUCGCUGUCUCCGGACAGCGGCCGCUCAAUCGACGCCACGGCCCAUGAGACCAUCACGUUGAACGGAUUCCACCAUGGGAAGCGGCUCCCGAUGAGCAAGGUCCGUAGCUCACCUAGCCUGUGCAGCCUCGGUAACAAUGCCCCGCCGAAUAACAACCUCGGCAACCACCAAUGCGUUCACCAGCACCACCAUUAUCACUACCCGAACUAUUACAAGCAGCAACACCAUCCCGGCUACUACCAGGCCGCGAGACCGCCUCAGGAUCCCCACAAAGGGAUGGGCAGCGAGCGGCUACACCCGACUUUGUCGAUGGGAAGGGCCGAGAUUGGUAGGAGCUAUCUGGGUCAGGGAUUGAACCCGCAUUACGGGUCACAAAGGCAUCACGGGGCCAGCAGGGGAGGUUACAACCACUGCGGUUACUACGAUGAGUGCACCGGUUACGCGAGCGCGAGGUUCGAGCGGGCGGAUAGCCUUCCGGCUAGUCCGAGAAGGGCCUAUUGGGAUGGAUCCUACUAUAAAGGGGACCUGCCGCAUUGACGACGUGACUGGGAUCACCUGAUUUGCAGAUGGUAUGACUGAAAAUACUGUACAGCAAACUUUGGAUUUUCGCUCUCCUGUAUUUGUACAUGAAUUCAAGAUCUAAUAUAGCAUUUCAAACUAUGCAUACUUGAAGUUUCUGUGGAGACCUUUCACGGUUUUCUGGCCAUUGGGACCUAGUUGAUGAAGGGCUGGCUUGGUUUUAAUGGCCCAGCUAAAUCAUCUCAUAGAUGUGUGGCCUCAUUUUGACCAGACAAACCUAUGUAUUUAUACUUUCUAAUCUUGUAAAGUCUUGCUUUUAGUUGGUUGUUUAAAUGGAAUGUUGGGAU